AUGUAUGAAGGAUCCGCUUCCCCUCAGAGCGCGGGGGGUGGCGGCAGUUUGCAUGAAGGGCCCCAAGCGGAUGCUCAGGUAGCGCCUCCUGAGGGCGCACCUGAGCCGAGUGUAUGGACGCCUGACGGAGCAACGGAGCCUGCAGAUCCACCCGCAGAUGCUGCGAAUGCUCCCUCCUCAUAUGCCGGGGGAGAAAGCCAGGCGGGAGUGUCUGCGCAGCCUGAAUCCGGAGACAGACAGGCAGACUAUGACAACCAGAGGAAUGGAAAUUCAGAAGACAGCGGAGAGUUAUUGAGUUUCUUUGUUGGGGCCCUUCAUCCGGAAGUUAGCCGAGAAGAGCUCCUGGAGUAUCUUUCAGGGUUUGUCACAGUGGACGAGAUUGACAUUAAAAUUGAUCCCGUUACAGGGAAGAACAGAGGAUACGCUUUUAUAUCAGUUCGUCAGCCUUCGAACACGGAAGCCUUCUUGAACACAGAACACGUGAUCAGGGACAGACAACUGGACAUUAGGGAACUAAGCAGCAAGCCUGGACCAGAGAGGCAGCCGGAACGGCAGCCCGAGAGGCGUCUUAGCUGUAGCAGUGCGAACAGGCACAAAAUAUUCAUAGGAGGCAUUACCUCUUCUGUCACGGAAGAAACUUUACAGCAGCACUUCGAGAAGUAUGGGUCCAUUGAGAAGGCGACCAUAAUCCGGGACGGCUCUGGAAAGAGCCGAGGAUUUGGAUUUGUCCAGUUCACCUCUGUGGAUUCAGUUGCCGUCGCCGUUGGCGCUUCGCCUCACCAACUCGACGCUGAUAACAGAGUGGAUGCUCAACCAGCCCAAGACAGAGGAGCUCGCAGGCUGCCGGGAGGCCGCUACGCUACCUCUCCAUACUACGAUCAGAGUUACUAUAACUACGGCACCUAUGGGGGAGCAGCUGGACCGUAUGGUUAUCAUGCUGCAGCCACUGCGUAUUCCCCCAUGUACAGCCCCAGUCCUUACGGAGCUUACGGGAGCUAUGGGGGGUAUUAUGGGACAGGCUACGGAGACGCAUACGGUUGCGCGGAUGGUGGCUACGGGGCCGUCAGAAGAGGGGAUGAGAGCCAGUCUGGAGGGUCAGCGCGCUCAGCCCGAGGCGCUCCAUACUGA
Molecule: messenger RNA, 1128 nt
Organism: Eimeria mitis
Lineage: Eukaryota; Apicomplexa; Conoidasida; Eucoccidiorida; Eimeriidae
Product: RNA binding motif-containing protein, putative
Exons: 8
Coding region: 1-1128 (375 amino acids)
Biological process (GO): positive regulation of mRNA splicing, via spliceosome
Molecular function (GO): poly(G) binding; poly(U) RNA binding; mRNA 3'-UTR binding
Source: RefSeq, a predicted model, not a curated record